Molecule: messenger RNA, 1995 nt
Organism: Chenopodium quinoa (quinoa)
Lineage: Eukaryota; Viridiplantae; Streptophyta; Magnoliopsida; Caryophyllales; Amaranthaceae
Product: asparagine synthetase [glutamine-hydrolyzing] 1-like
Exons: 12
Coding region: 57-1832 (591 amino acids)
Cellular component (GO): cytosol
Molecular function (GO): asparagine synthase (glutamine-hydrolyzing) activity
Source: RefSeq, a predicted model, not a curated record
CCUCAAAAAAAAAAUCCUUGAAUUAUUUCAUCUACAUUUCUUAAUAUAUUUAUAAAAUGUGUGGAAUACUUGCAGUUCUUGGUUGUUCUGAUGAUUCUCAGGCUAAGAGAAGCCGUGUUCUAGAGCUUUCUCGCAGAUUGAAGCAUCGUGGUCCUGACUGGAGCGGGAUCUAUCAAAAUGGAGGUUAUUAUUUAUCUCAUCAACGCCUUGCUAUUAUUGACCCUGCUUCGGGUGAUCAGCCUCUUUACAAUCACAAUAAAACUAUUGUUGUAACAGUUAAUGGUGAAAUUUACAACCAUGAGAAAUUAAGGAAGCUUCUUCCAAAUCACAAAUUUCGAACUGGGAGUGAUUGUGAUGUUAUUGCACAUCUGUACGAGGAGCAUGGAGAAAACUUCAUUGACAUGUUGGAUGGAGUGUUUUCUUUCGUGUUGUUGGACACGCGAGACAAUAGUUAUAUUGCAGCUCGCGAUGCAAUUGGUGUUACAUCCCUAUAUAUUGGUUGGGGUCUUGAUGGGUCAGUUUGGAUUUCAUCAGAGCUUAAAGGCUUGCAUGAUGACUGUGAACAUUUUGAAACAUUUCCUCCUGGUCAUAUGUACUCUAGCAAAACUGGUAGUUUUCGUCGUUGGUACAACCCUCUUUGGUUCUCGGAGGCUACUCCUUCCACCCCAUAUGACCCUCUAGUCCUUAGACGCGCCUUUGAAGAUGCUGUUAUCAAGAGGCUUAUGACUGACGUGCCCUUUGGAGUGUUGUUAUCUGGAGGCUUAGAUUCAUCGUUGGUUGCCUCGGUUACUUCACGUCACUUAGCCAACUCAAAGGGUGCUAGGCAAUGGGGAUCACAACUACAUUCCUUCUGUGUUGGCCUAGAGGGAUCACCCGAUUUGGUGGCUGCUCGAGAGGUAGCUGAUUACUUGGGUACUGUCCAUCAUGAAUUUCAUUUCACUGUCCAGGAUGGUAUUGAUGCUAUUGACGAUGUAAUCUACCACGUUGAGACUUACGAUGUCACAACCAUUAGAGCUAGCACACCUAUGUUCCUCAUGUCACGAAAGAUCAAGUCGCUUGGGGUGAAAAUGGUUAUUUCAGGGGAAGGGUCUGAUGAGAUCUUCGGCGGGUACCUCUACUUUCACAAGGCACCUAACAAGGAUGAGUUUCACCAAGAAACAUGUCGUAAAAUAAAAGCCCUUCACCUAUAUGAUUGCUUAAGAGCCAACAAGUCGACCUCUGCUUGGGGUUUGGAGGCUCGGGUUCCGUUCCUUGAUAAGGAAUUCAUCGAUGUGGCCAUGUCUAUUGAUCCUGAUUGGAAGAUGAUUAAGCCAGAGGAACGACGUAUGGAGAAAUGGAUCCUUAGGAAAGCUUUUGAUGAUGAGAGGCAGCCAUACUUGCCAAAGCACAUUUUGUACCGGCAGAAGGAGCAAUUCAGUGAUGGUGUAGGAUACAGUUGGAUCGACGGACUCAAAGCGCAUGCUGAACAACAUGUGACAGAUAAGAUGAUGCAGCAUGCUGAAUAUAUUUUCCCACAUAACACUCCAAACACAAAAGAAGCUUAUUAUUACAGGAUGAUCUUUGAGAGGUUAUUUCCACAGAACUCUGCUAGGAUGACUGUUCCUGGAGGCCCUAGUGUGGCAUGCAGCACAGCCAAGGCCAUUGAGUGGGACCAAGCUUGGUCGACGAACCUUGAUCCAUCCGGUAGGGCUGCCCUAGGAGUCCACAAUGCAGCUUAUGAGCAACAACCUGCUACCUCAAAGAAUAGUAUCCCGGCUAAUAAGCCUAAGAUUAUCAAUGGCAUGCCACAUAUGAAUGGUGUUAGUGCUUCGAAGCAUGCCAUUAAGAGUUAGUUGAUCAUAUUGAACAUAUUACUAUUAUUAGUAACAUAUGUAUAUUUGGCUUUGAGUUUUUGUUUCUAUUUUGCUUUGUGAACAAAUAAUGUUGCAUUGUCUAAUAAAUGUACUUUAUGUACAUAUUGAAUAAACUUUUUAGCAAUAAUUGUCAACCUUAUGG